Pieris napi is the source of this 1011-nucleotide messenger RNA. It is a transcript of the gene Trs20, whose product is annotated as trafficking protein particle complex subunit 2. Lineage: Eukaryota; Metazoa; Arthropoda; Insecta; Lepidoptera; Pieridae. Gene Ontology annotation, biological process: endoplasmic reticulum to Golgi vesicle-mediated transport. Gene Ontology annotation, cellular component: TRAPP complex; cytoplasm; nucleus. The coding region runs from base 151 to 570 and encodes 139 amino acids. The transcript has 3 exons. The record is from RefSeq and is a predicted model, not a curated record.
UUUAGAUUUCAAGAAACAAUUUACAUUUCACAAAAAUGUUUGUUUUACCAAAAUAAGCAGUAUUAAUAUUUUUGUUUAUAAAUGAUUCAAUACUUACUUUUUUAAUUAAUCUUAGAAUUGUUUUAAAAUUAUAUUAACAGGGUAAUUAUAAUGGCUGGAACUUAUUAUUUUGUAAUUGUUGGCCAUUCUGAUAACCCCAUUUUUGAAAUGGAUUUUAUACCAGUUACCAAAGAAGUAAAGAAGGAAGAUAACAGACAUCUAAACCAGUUUAUAGCCCAUGCAGCCUUAGAUUUGGUUGAUGAACAUAUGUGGAAGGGUACAAGUACUUAUCUUAAGUCUGUAGAUAAGUUCAAUCAGUGGUUUGUCUCUGCGUUUGUUACAGCUAGCCAGAUGCGUUUUAUAAUGGUUCAUGAUGCCAGAAAUGAAGAUGGUAUAAAAAAUUUCUUCACAGAUGUAUAUGAAGCCUAUAUAAAACUUAUGUUAAAUCCAUUUUACAAAGAAGACACAGUUAUUACCUUCUCAGCAUUUGAGAAGAGAGUGCAAUUACUUGGGAAGAAAUACUUGACAUAGCCCAAGUUUGACUUGAAGGGCUUUUUGUUGAAAGACUGAAUUAUGUGACACUAAAAUAAGGUGAAUGGACAAUUUCAGUGUGCAAUGGUGACUCAUACUUCCUACAAGUGCCCAUAAAACAGAUUUUUAGAAUCAUAACAUCAUAAUUAUUAAUCUAUUGUUAUUAUUUGAUUAUAUUAUUUGUUGCCUGGGAAGUUGUCUGUACUAAAUUAAAGGUAAAAGGUUGUUACUGGCCUUGUAAGUUUAUAAUGUAUCAUAAUAUAUAAAUAGCUGGAAUACAUACUCUAAAAUGUUUAAUCUAUACUUAUAAUGUAUCAGAAAAUUGUAAGGUUAAGAUUCAGAGUUGAGACUUAGCACUAGAUAUGUCAAAUCCAUUAGGUAUUUAAUUCAGAAUCUGAGGGUUUGUUUAUAAAUAUAAUACUAAUAUUUAUGUAAAUUUAA